GAUACGUCGGGACGGCUCGCGGAGUUGGCUUUCCUCGUCACGCCAGUUUGUCCCGGCUCUUUUGGCGAAGUUGCGCCGCUCGGUUCGUAGCUGCCGUUGGGGAAGCUGCCGUAAAUCGGUGCCACCGACCCAAUAGACGUUGAGACCGUUUUCUUGUAUUUUUUUGCCGGUGUUUAUUUGGAAUGGCGGCCGUGUCCCAGACGCCUCUCCGGGUCCUGUGCCUACACGGUUACCGUCAGAACAGCGGCUCCUUCCGCGAUAAGACCGGAGCGCUGCGGAAGCUGCUGAAGAAGAGAGUCGAACUCGUGUACGUUACCGCGCCGCUCGGCGUGCCGGAAGUCUGCAGCGGUCAAGAGAAAAAUGGCGGUUCGGGGUCUGGUCCUGGAGGCGACGAGGACCCCAGGGGCUGGUGGUUUUCUGACGUCCGGGAGCGGAGUUUCAGCGCUCAGCAGGAGUGCCAGGAAAGCCUGGGGCUUGACGACAGCGUGAAGACGGUGAGAGAGGCUGUGAAGGACCAAGGUCCAUUUGAUGGCAUCCUCGGGUUCAGCCAGGGGGCGGCCCUGGUCGCCAUGCUGUGCUCUCUUCAAGAGCAAAACCUGGAACCAGACUUCCGUUUCCGUUUCGCCAUCCUUGUGGCGGGCUUCCGCAGCGUGUGUGAAAAACACCAAAAAUUCUACACUGUUCCCCUCCUGAUCCCCUCCCUGCACGUGUUUGGACAGGAAGACAGAGUGAUCCCUGACAAAAUGAGCCGGGAACUCCUCACCACCUUCCAGGACCCUCGGGUGCUGACACAUCCUGGUGGCCAUUUUGUGCCAGCUGCAUCUGCUCACAGACAGACUUACCAGGAGUUUCUCAAGAGGUUCGAAUGAGAAGGGAGCCUCACAGUAACCUGUUUUCCACAUUUAAGUUAUAGAGGGUGAAAAAAUGUGACAUGAAAGAGCCCAAAGCACUUAAAAUUGUGACCAGAGAAUGUAGAUUUAUAUAAAUUUUGAUUUGUGACAAUAUAAUUUUUGCUUUCUUUAUUUUAUACUGUGUGUAAGGAGUAGGGAUGGGUGCCGAAACCCGGUAUUAAAUGGGCACCGGUGCUAAAUUAUCCAUAGUAUCGAUAAGCUCCGACAAUAAUGGCUCUGCAGUUGGUAUUGGAGAGAUUAAGAAAAUAAAUGUCCUAUUUAUUCAGGCUACAUAAACGU
Lampris incognitus (smalleye Pacific opah) is the source of this 1190-nucleotide messenger RNA. RefSeq names its product OVCA2 serine hydrolase domain containing (gene ovca2). Gene Ontology annotation, cellular component: nucleus; cytoplasm. The coding region runs from base 183 to 869 and encodes 228 amino acids. The transcript is spliced from 2 exons. The record is from RefSeq and is a predicted model, not a curated record. NCBI's taxonomy places the organism in Eukaryota, Metazoa, Chordata, Actinopteri, Lampriformes, Lampridae. Gene Ontology annotation, biological process: response to retinoic acid.